AUGGCUGCAUCAUCGUCGCAGCUAGCGGUCUGCAGAUCGUUGACUUGUCCCCAAGCGACGAAGCUGCAUUCUGAACUUCUCCCGUGGCGGCGAUCGCCGUCGUUUCUGCACUCCCUAUCUCAUCACGAUGUCUCGCACAAGCAGCCUUCCGCAUUCCGCGGAGCACGCCUCCGCGCAAUCAAGGGGUCCGGGGAAGGGGAGAAGGGGAAGCAAGGACCGCUGAAAGUAGAGGAGGAGGAGGAGGAGGAGGAAGAGGAGGAGGAGGACUGGGAGGAGGAAGAGUGGGAAGAUGAAAUCGACGAUUUAGACGAAGAGGAGGAGGGUUUAGAGGAGGGAGAGCAGGAAGGGGAGGUGGACGAGGAGGAGGACGAUGCUGUUGUACAGAUGGCAGCAGCGGAUUGGGAGAGAGCAGCGAUGGCGGUGGUGGUGGAGGCGAUAGAGAAGCAGGACGAGAGCAGGCGCAAGGGCUGGCGGCGGCGACGGGAGGUCACGGAGGAGGUACCGGAGCAUCUGCUGCCUCGAGUGGCCAUAGUGGGGCGACCCAAUGUGGGCAAGUCAGCUCUCUUCAACCGCCUCGUGGGGCGCAACAUAGCCAUAGUGCAUGACGAGCCCGGCGUGACAAGGGACAGGCUGUACGCGCGUGCUCUCUGGGAGGGCCGGCAGUUCCUUCUCACGGACACCGGAGGCCUCAUGGACGCACCCAAUGCUGCUGCUGCUGGUGCCGGUGGUGGUGCUGCCGCUGCUGCUGGUGGUGCUGCUACCAGUGGUGCUAGCGGUGCUGCUGGUGCUGCUGCUGCGGCUGCUGAUGAUGCAGAGGGUGUGGGUGUGAAGAGGGGCAAGGGCGGUAGGGGCGGGAGGGCAGGGCGGGGAUCAGCUUCGUCCACUGCAUUGUUGGCACUGGCCAAGGCCGAUGGCGUCGCAGUCAUCGGUGGUGGCGGCCGAUUGGCCAACGAGCGGGCGGCAAAGGAGGCUGAGGUGGCGGGUUUGCCGGAGCUGAUUGGCCGACAGGCUGCUGCUGCCGUGGAGGAGGCUGAUGCGAUCAUCAUGGUGGUGGAUGGGCAGGCUGGCGCAACAGCUGCUGACGUGGAGAUUGCUCAGUGGCUGCGGCGGCGCCACGUGGCAAGCAGCAAGCCGGUGUUUCUGGCAGUGAACAAGUGUGAAUCACCCACCAAGGGGCUCCUGCAAACCGCAGAAUUCUGGUCUCUGGGCCUGACCCCCAUGGCUGUAUCUGCCCUGUCAGGCACGGGCACGGGCGACCUGCUGGAUGAGCUGAUGAAGGCUCUGCCGUCCGCUGAGGAACCCGAAUCGUCCACUUCUCUUUCCGCGAUCACCGGCAGCGACACUGCUGCUACCACACAGCUGGGGCGAGUGUCUCUGGCAAUAGUGGGGCGGCCCAACGUGGGCAAGAGCAGCAUAGUGAACGCGCUGCUGGGGGAGGAGAGGACCAUCGUGAGCCCUGUCAGCGGCACCACCAGAGACGCUAUCGACUCCAAAUUCACCGGGCCAGAUGGACAGGAGUACACAUUGAUCGAUACAGCGGGUGUGCGCAGGCGAGCAGCAGUGGCAGCAGGCAGCAGGGCGGAGGGGCUGUCAGUGAAUCGCGCGCUGAGGGCCAUCAGGCGGGCGGACGUGGUGGGGCUGGUGGUUGAUGCCAUGCUGUGUGUCACAGAGCAGGACCUUCGACUGGCGGAGCAGAUAGAGAGGGAGGGCAAGGCGUGUGUGGUGAUAGUGAACAAGUGGGACACGGUGCCGGAUAAAGACGCCACCAGCACAGUGAGCUACACGGAGGACGUGCGGGGGAAGCUGCGCUCCAUGCCCUGGGCUCCGCUGGUGUUCACCUCUGCGACCACGGGGCAGAGAGUGGCCAAGAUUUUGGAAGCUGCCCGUUUUGCUGCCCAGCAGCGGGCCAAGCGCCUCACAACAGCCACACUGAACCAGGUUCGGAAGGGGAAGCAACAGGAGGGGCCGGAGGGGGAGCGGCAGGAGGGGCAUCAGGAGAACAAGGGAAAGGUGGAGGGAGGGGAGGGGGAAGAGGAGGGAGGGGAGGGAGAGGGAGAGGAGGGGGUGGGAGGGGAGGAGCCUCAUCGAGGGGAGGGAAAGAGGGGAAUGUGA
Messenger RNA from Closterium sp. NIES-65, 2112 nucleotides. The record is from the annotation of a GenBank genome assembly. Lineage: Eukaryota; Viridiplantae; Streptophyta; Zygnematophyceae; Desmidiales; Closteriaceae.